AUUGUUAUUGUUGCUGUUUACGUUUUACGUCAUUCCGAGUUUCGGUUUGUGGUGUUGUUUUCCGCCGAGGUAAAUUAUACUUUAGAUACUAUUUUCACAGUGUAGGUAAUAAGAGUUGCCAUGAGUUAUCCAGCCUCUACACCUAGUGCACCUCCACCAGGCCUCAAUCCUCAAUUUAUACCUGGAGAUCCAAGUGCUCCUCCUGGCUAUCCACCACCUGCAGGUUAUCCACCUUCAGGAGGUUAUCCGCCAUCAGGAGGUUAUCCACCUUCAGGAGGUUAUCCACCAUCAGGAGGUUAUCCACCUUCAGAAGGUUAUGCACCUUCUGGGGGAUAUCCACCUGCUGCAGGUUAUCCACCUUCACAACCAAUGGAUGCUUACCCACCUCAAGGUGGUGGUUAUCCGCCUUCACAACCAAUAGAUCCCUAUCCUUCCCAAGGAGGUGGUUAUCCUCCUUCUGGUUAUCCCCAACCUGGUGGAUAUCCACCAGGUCCAAUGAUUAAUCAACCUACUCCUGGUCCAGGUUAUCCAUCUCCAAAUGCUAUGCAACCUUCUGGUGAUGGAAAUUGGAUGCCUGUUCCAACUGGUGUUCCUGUAUGUCCUCCCGGACUAGAAUAUCUCACUAUGAUUGAUCAAAUGAUUGUACACCAAAAAGUGGAAAUGCUUGAAGCUAUAAUUGGCUUUGAAACUAAGAACAAAUAUUCUAUUAAAAAUAGUAUGGGGCAAAAAAUGUACACAGCAAAAGAAGAUACCGAUUGUUGCACAAGGAUGUGUUGUGGGCCUAAUCGGCCAUUUGAAAUGAAAAUUAAGGACAAUGCUGGCAAUGAAAUUAUACAUUUUCACAGAGAAUUGCGAUGUGAUUCGUGUUUAUGUCCAUGUUGUCUUCAGCGAUUAGAAGUUAUGUCACCUCCUGGUUCACUCGUAGGAACUGUGGAACAAGACUGGUCAAUUUGUGUACCAAAAUUUUCAGUUAAGGAUGCAUCUGGAACUACCGUUUUAAAGAUUGAAGGUCCAGUGUGUACUUUCUCAAUCUGUGGUGAUGUUGAGUUUGAGGUUCUUUCGACUAAUGGCGUUAAAGUUGGCAAAAUCACAAAGCAGUGGUCUGGAUUAUUAAGGGAAGCCUUCACAGAUGCUGAUCAUUUUGGUAUAACAUUUCCCAAUGAUCUGGAUGUCAAAAUGAAGGCUGUCCUUUUGGGUGCAUUAUUUCUGAUUGAUUACAUGUUUUUUGAAAAAACUGGAAAUAAAGAACAAGAUAGGCCUGGAAUGCUUUAAAAAGGUCCACUUCUUUAUCUUCAUUAGUAUUUUCUUACAUGGAAAUGUUUCUUUUUUUAUUUUAGAGAUACGUUUUAUUUGUAUUUUUCCACUUCUGUAUGUAAUGAUAAAAUAUUAAAUAUGAUGAUAAUGAGAUUUGCAUAAAUACGUACUUUUACAAUUCUAUAUGUAUCUAAUUAAAAAAUAGGCAUAAUUUUUGAUUAUUUUAAAAUGUCCUUGUAAGAUUUCAUGUUAUUUACAUGCUUUUACAAUUUACGCUUACUGUGGAUAAUUUAGUAAUUGUAAUUUGUAAGCCUUAACCUUAUUGGUAAACAAUAUCUUGAUAAAAAUUAUUGCUUCAUUGUUCAUGGUAGUAUACGUAGAAGUUGGUUUAUUAAUUUUGUAAUUAGUUUCAUUGCACUAUUUUCAUAUUUUCAUCUUUUUUUCAUUGCAUUUAAGUAAGAGAUCAGUUUGAGAUUGUUUCAAAAAAUUACUUGUAUCACAUAUUGCCUUCCUACUGAUCAAAACUGAUGAUGUUUACAAAAUAUAUUUGAGCUUCUAAAAACUUAGUAAAAUGUUAAAGUGAAGCAUUGAUAAUUUUUGUAAAAAUGUAAAUAUAAAUUAUAAUUAACA
Parasteatoda tepidariorum (common house spider) is the source of this 1884-nucleotide messenger RNA. NCBI's taxonomy places the organism in Eukaryota, Metazoa, Arthropoda, Arachnida, Araneae, Theridiidae. The record is from RefSeq and is a predicted model, not a curated record.